GCUAGAUGGUGUCGCGCACGCGAAAAAAAAAAGAGAAAAGUAGCGGCUGACGCAGUUUCAAAAUGUCGUCCGAUCGCAACGUCUGCGUUGGUUCUCGGGUGUCGGAUCGUCAAAAGGAGCUUCUGCUGGCUUUUGUGAAAGAGCACCCACAGAUCGCGACGCUGUCGUGCCCGCUGGAGCCGUCGUUCACGAGGGAGGACCGGGACGACAUGUGGCAGGAGCUAGUAGCGCUUUUGAACGAAGAAGUCCCUGCGCGUAACACCAGGGCCCAGUGGCAGGCCCGAUGGAGGAAUGAGCGCUACUAUUCGCAGCAGGGUCUUGCCAAACUCCGAGGGCAGCAGAGCGGCACCCGAGGCGGCCAGAUUUCGGAUUACCGCGGCCGCGUCGUGCUUGACAGGGACGAGUGUGCGAGGCCCAUAGUUCGGGUGGUCUGAAUCGGUGAGCCCUGCUCCAGCUGCUACUGGUGUGGCUGAAGAGGAUGUGGCCCAGGAUCUUUCCCGUGCCCCAACUCGUAAGUUUCGCUGAUGUUUUUGAUUAACUGUAGAUGGUGUUGCAUGCUCACAGGUGAUGCUCAUGCGUGCAGGCAUAUGUUUGUGAAGAGAUGACAUCUGUGGGCAUAAAGACAAAAGGCUGCACAAAAAAAAUUUGGCAAACGGUUGCAGGAGCUAGUUGUAUGCAUAACUGUCAGAUGGAAUAAACAGGUGUCGUGCCUUGCAGUUAUGGUGAAAUGUAGCAAAAAGGUAGCAUUGCAAAAAUGUUCAACAUCUUGAAAUGUUUCCCUAUUUUGUCAAUUGCUUCAAAAGUGAAACUGAAAAUGUGCUAUUGCUAAAUAUACUGUUCAAAAAGCAAGCUCGUUAUAUAACUUUUUCACAUAGCCAUCAUACACAAAUGCACAUGUUUGCACCUGUGUUACACCUGCUUGCUGUAUGUUUUGCAUACUGCAGCAGCUAGGGUUUCGGAAGGAGAUUGUGUCAGUCAUCGCGUAAAGCCGGGCAAACGAUUGUGUAGCCCUGAAAAGGGCUGUUUGGUUGCUUCUCAUGCAGAGGUGGU
Messenger RNA from Rhipicephalus sanguineus (brown dog tick), 1050 nucleotides. RefSeq lists its product as uncharacterized. NCBI's taxonomy places the organism in Eukaryota, Metazoa, Arthropoda, Arachnida, Ixodida, Ixodidae. The transcript has 3 exons. The coding region runs from base 63 to 434 and encodes 123 amino acids. The record is from RefSeq and is a predicted model, not a curated record.